Anguilla rostrata (American eel) is the source of this 7233-nucleotide messenger RNA. RefSeq names its product hyccin 2-like. The record is from RefSeq and is a predicted model, not a curated record. Gene Ontology annotation, biological process: protein localization to plasma membrane; phosphatidylinositol phosphate biosynthetic process. Gene Ontology annotation, cellular component: plasma membrane. Lineage: Eukaryota; Metazoa; Chordata; Actinopteri; Anguilliformes; Anguillidae.
UACGUUGGAGGGGCAGCGAGCUGGCAGGAAGGAGAAGAUGUUAUUGGAGCGCCAGGAAUCAAUCAGCACGGACCUGAGACUACAGUUUGAGGCAACAUGAAAUAGGGACACAUGCGGAUGGUUUUACAUUGGAGAUCGGGCUCUGCUGUUGUUUAGCCACGGGAUUUAAUUUUAAUACGUGGGCGCCGAUUGAGCUGCACAUAACCUGCAUUCAUCGCCUCAAGCCAAGACUCGGUGAUAGCAGGAUAAGCUAGCUGGCCAGCUAGGUCGAUUUUUUCCCCAAUUCUGCACAGAGGCUAGCUAGUGGAGAUCAUUCUGGUGUUUCCGAGGCACUGACAGAUGCGCGACUUCGCGGGGAGCCGGCUGCUUCGAUCCGCGGAGGUCUGAAUUCCCGGGAGAGAUCGAGAGGGUGUCGUCCUGGGGUCAGGGGAAGAUGCUGGGUUCCGAGAGAGGAGUGGUGGAGGAAUGGCUUUCAGAAUUCAAGGCAUUACCUGAGACCCAGGUACCCAGCUACGCCGCCAGCCUGCACCUGAAGAAGUCCCUGGUGCCGGCGCUCUACAGGGUCGUUCAGGACCCGGGAAACGAGCUGCUGGAGCCGGUGUGCCACCAGCUGUUCGAGCUCUACCGCAGCGCCGAGGAGCCGCUCCGCCGGUUCACCCUGCAGUUCCUGCCCGAGCUUGUCUGGGUGUACCUGCGCCUCACCGCCAGCAGGGACCGCCAGAGCAACGGCUGCAUCGAGGCCCUGCUGCUGGGCAUCUACAACCUGGAAAUCGUUGACAAAGACGGAAAUGGCAAGACGCUGUCCUUCACGAUCCCCUCCCUCUCCAAGCCUUCCGUCUAUCACGAGCCGUCAAGCCUGGGCUCCAUGGCGCUGACGGAGGGGGCGCUCAGCCACCACGACCUCAUCCGGGUGGUGUACAGCGGCCUCCACCCUCAGAGAGAGACCUUCACCGCCCAGAACAGGUUCGAGGUGCUGUGCUUCCUGAUGCUGUGCUACAACUCCGCCGUGGUCUACAUGCCCGCCUCCUCCCACCAGGCAGCCUGCAGGAUGAGCUCACGGCUGUGCGUGUGCGGGUUCCCGCGGCAGCAGCAGAAGCCGUGGAGGGAGCCCUGUAAUCGGGUGGUGCUGGACCCCGAGUUCAUGGUGCAGAUGCUGACGGCCGUCUACCACGCCACAUACAACGGAGAGUGGGACCUUGGGCGCGAGGCCUUGGAGGACAUCCUGUACCGGGCCCAGCUGGAGCUGUACUCCCAGCCGCUUCUGGUGGCGAACGCCAUGAAGAGCUCCCUGCCCUCCAGCGCCCCCGACGGAUCGCGCGGGCGGAAGAUCCUGCAGGUGGAGGUGACCCCCACGGUCAGCCGGAUCUCCCGCUCCGCCAUCACCGCCGCGUCCAUCCGGCGCCACCGCUGGAAGAGAGAGGAUUGUUUUGACCAGUCAAGCGAAGCAGAGCUGAGCGCCGUCGUCACGCCCGGCGGCCACGCCCCCUCGGAACCUUCGGCCGCCACCGAGCGAAGAGGGAGGGGCCAGCUCGGCCUGCCCCUGGCCGCGCCCAAGGACACUGACGGGAUGAGCGGGGGCGAGGACUCCUUCAACCUGAACGACCCGGACGAGGGCUUCUCCUCGGGCGCGUCCAACAGCAGCCAGCCCAGCGGGGCCAAGCCGGGCGGGGCCGGGGGCGGGGGUCGCGGCGGCCUGCGGCCGGCGAGCCUGAAGAAGGGCCUGGUGGCACGCCUCUCCCGGGAGCGGGACCGGGACAGGGACGGGGCGGCGUCGGCCCGGCGCGGGCGGGACCUCUCGGCCGACCCCCAGGCGGUGCUGCGGCGGCACCACCAGCGGCAGCAGUCCCCGCCGCCCCUGCCCCCGCCCCCGCCCACCGUCACGCUGGACGCCGUGGAGCUGAGCCCCAUGAAGAAGCGGCUGAGCUUCCCCGCCGGCCAGUCGCUGGUCAGGACUUCCAGCGCCUCCUCCAGCCGCUCCUUCGACUGCAUGAACGUGAGCCUGAACGGGGGCCAGGCGGGGGGAGGCUCCCAGGAGACCGCGCUGGGCGGCGGGGGGCUGAGCGUGGGCGGGGCCCACCGCUUCUCCACCGUCAGCCUGCAGGAGGAGCGCCUGGCCCGGCCCGAGGAGGCCCAGGCCCUGCUGGUGCCGGGGACGCCCCUCACCAAACAGUCCCGCUCGCCCAGCUUCAACAUGCAGAUCAUAUCGCAGGUGUAGACGGGAUCGGGGGGGGGGGGGGGAUGGUGCCCAAUGACACCCCUCCUGCCCGGCUCCUCCCCCCCCCCCCCCCCCCAUCGGCAGCGGAGCCGGAGGAGGAGGCCCCGCCCCCUUCGCCCUCGGCCACCGGACUCGAGGGCGGAGUUUAACGCCGCUCCCUCUCAGGAGGAGGGCCCGAGCCCCAUGGAGGUGCUGUGAGUGACAGGCCACAAUAAGAUGGUUUCCCUCUCUCUGAACACAUCGUGGGGGCGGGGCCAUCGGCCCAACGGUAAAUGUGUACAGAACUGCAAAGGCCGUCGACGGUACGGGUUUGCAUCAGAGUGUACCGGCCUCACACCGGCCAGUCUGCAGGACUCCUGUUCUCCCAGCAUCCUCUCUGACCAAACGGAGCAUUCCAAGUCCUCUCUCUUUGUGGGGGGGCGUACAAAAAUCCACACGAAAGAAAAUGAGCAGGGAGGAAGAUAAAAAUCAAUCCUAAGUUAUGAUUAUCCGUUGUGAGAAAAAUUUAAUGUCGUGGGUCUGAUAUAAUUUAUCUUGAGAUUCAGAUAGUCUACGUUUUGUAUUGAAUCAGCAAUAAGACUACCGUCGUUUGUGAGAAAAGAGUGGGUCGUUGUAGUUUGUCACGCCUUCUUGUUUAUCCUUGGGUGAUGUGCAAUCAAGAUUCUGAUUACUGGUUUUUUUAUUUUCGGUAUAUAUUUGUAUGGGUAUGCUCUUUCCGUCUUGUCUGCUUAAAGAAUGACUUUCCCAAAGACGCUGCUGUUUUUCCUCGAAUCUCUCGAAUGAUUUUAAAACAAACUGAGACACGCUGGUGUCGACUGUUCCUCUGUAAACUUGGAUUUAUUUUUCAUAACGUACUGUACACAGUUUUACUUACCCGAGGUUGUUUUCGUUUAAAUAAAUGUCGUUGUGACUGAAGCCCUAAAGCAAAACGAGGAAGCUAUGACCGGACUAGAACUUUUGCCUGCUUUAUGAUUUAGAAUCUUCUGGAAUGAGAACCACGGCACCAACGUGGUGGUCCAGAAUUUUGAAGAUUUCUUAUAUUUUUUGUGCUGCUGUACGAAUAUUAAAGAGAACAGGGAACUGAAAAGAUGCAUCUCGAGAUCUGUGAAGACGAUUCGGGUGGGAAUGAGGAGGCAAGAUCGAACUGUCUUGCCUGAAAUAGAAACGCGCAACUGUCAGGAGCCGAAACCUUACGUUGUAAUUUGACGCAAAGUGUAUAGAUGUGAGUGGUAAUGACUGCAGAACAAACCCCUGCGGAUCCACUGUCUGUGCUGAUUUUCAUUCAGACUGCAGUUAGCCAGGUCCUACCUGCUGACCUAGAGUAGGAGGUCACUAUUGACCGUGAGCUAUAACACGUUCUAUGUGUGUAGCAUGUCUAUUCAAAGACCAGUCGAUCACGUCAGUGCCGCAGUAAAAUGUGAUUUUCCCUUUGGGCGUUCUUUCUGAAAGAGCUGGAACACUUGAUUGACGGAUCAAGUUUUGCACCAGAGGUGUGAAAGAACGCUGAACGUGUGGCCGCCUAGUUACCGUUACUGCAGUCUGGCUGAGGGAAACAAACGCGCAGCAAACGGCCUCGAGCCAAACCCGCGGUCCCUUAAAAUCCUUCUGAAGACGAAAUCUGGGGAAUCGCUUCACCUCGCGCUCCCGUAAGCUUUUUCCGCUACCCUUAAUGUUUGAGAAGUCGGCUUGGCGGGAAAGCCGGUACAGACACGGUGGAACCCCCCGGCGAGUUUGGGGGCUAGCCCUGCUGUAACGGUUCUGCGGGCUGAUGAUCGCGAUCUUUGAUGUGCGUUACGAUCGCUGUGCUUUAUGCUGUGUCCAUGGAGUUGCGUGCGAUCCAGCUUCAUUGCCUGUCUCGGAGUUGAAUAUCUGGAGAUCAGUUGAAGAUCCGGAGGGAUCAGUGGUUGCUACUUACGUUGGGAGAGUGUGACUUCCUGCACCCCGUAGUAGGUGGAGUUACUCGUGAACCAAUCAGAAGUCUUGGCUUUCAAUAGCAAAAAGUCUAUUUGUUGAGUUCCUAGUAACACACAAUAGCUCCACCCAUUUUGGGGCUCAGGAGUCCUUACUGUCCAACCAUUAACUGACACUGUAUGUGAGCUCAUCGAGUGGCCAAUGGCCAGUGUUCUGUAUGCUGUAGUCAUCAAACAUUCCUUCUACCUCAUCUUGUUUUCCCCGAUUCUCAAAACGCCAGAAUUGAAAAGCUCAUCGCUCUUACAUAAGCUAUUACUGCAGUUUGUCGAUAUUGAGCAGAGCUGAGUUUUGGGUUGAAAAGCUGAAUAAAAGCUGAGUUUGGAGAGCUUGGAAGCACGAGAGGAAGAGCUUAGCUGCUUCUGUGCUUUAGCGUGUCUUGCUGAAUUAGCAUUUCUCUUCGUUUCUCUGUGGUUCACAACCUUGCAAGAUUAGCUUGUGCGACAAGGAAUAUUUGUGGUACAAGCUUGAUCAAUGUCAGCCAUAUAUUUCUUAGCUCUGUUCGCUGUGCUGUCCUGCUAUUAUUUUGUUUUUUUGUUUUUUUUUGGCUGCAGAGCCAUUUUAUGAAAAGAAAUCCUUCAGUGAUCCUUUAUUUGUGUGCAGUUUUUUGUGUUUUAUUUUAUUUUUAAACUAACUGACCACAGCACAUGGGUGUAACUUUGUACCUGUUCUUUUUAUUUGAAGGAAGUAAUUUCGAUGCUGACUGAGAAGGUGCUAGGUCGUUUUUGGUCGAGGUUGUUCUUCACCGUCCACCGAAACUUGCUUUUCGCGGUCGCUGCUUUUCUUUGCUGUUUGCAAGUGCAAUUUCUCUCUCGCACUGAGAGGAACGUCCCUCUCGGUCCUGGCGUUGUUCUGUGAGGAUAACAGCUGUGCUUUUCGCAGGGAGCCAGAGCUCGUGUUUAUUAGUAUUUGUUAUGCAAACGUCACGGUUUAGCUCGGCUCCGCCCCCCUUUUGGUUCUGAACCUGACGGGAGGAUGAAUGACGGUGCACGUUUCCUCCCUGCCGGAUGGGGGCCAGUGCCCUUCAGGUUCAGGGUGAUUGGCUGUGUCACGGGUAUGUUUCCGUUGCAUCACGUAGUGUACAUUGGGUCCAGAAGGUCCACAUUACUGUUCAUUCGGUUGUCCUGCUGCGUAAGGUUGUCUUCUCACCCAAUGCUGAAGACUGACUAUGAAAUACUGUGCCAGGGACAUAGUAAUUUUGAUUUUGAAUAGGAUGUGAAUUCAUUUUACCCAGCUGUUUAAUGUGGGGGAGAGAGCAAGCAUUUCUUUCGAUUGUCAACACGAGAGUGGGACUGUGGGACGUGUAGUUCCCACUCCUGUCAGCAGGGCAUCAGCGCUUAAAACGAACGGCAUCUAAGGGGAUGCAUCUAAACGGCAUCUCACGUCCCUGACCCCAGCACUGGAGUGUCCGUCAUGUCAAAUUUACGUGUUAUAUUUCACACCCACGCCCACACAUUUAAGUUUCACCGCUGGCUUUUUAUUUUUUAAUUUUUUUGUGCAUGCUUUUGUGGGUGGGUGGGUGUGUAUGUUUGACUCGUUAGAGGAAAUGCUAGGUUAAAAAAAAGUGCAACUUAUAUUAUUUAGAUUUAAAUACACGUCGGGUGGUUUCGGGGGUAAUUCUUUGCUGUCGGUGAGGAACCCCGGAAUGAGACCCGUUGUCGUGCGGUGCGCUGGGCUUUCCACAUGGCCUCGGACGACCUGCUCGUUAAGACGGGCGAGGAGAGCUCUGCGCGUGUCGUUCUGCUGGCGAGGGAGGGCACAGCUGAGCUGAGGGGGCGUGUUCCGAGUGAAACGGCCUAUCGGCACUAACCCCCUGACCGAGUCACGUCACGCUGGCCUUUCCGACCGGCUCCUUGCUGUAGAGGAGGUUAGUGCGUGUCCUACUUGUACCCAUGUAUUUAUUAGGAAUCUGUUUGAACAGCCCAAUUGGACAGCCCGUUCUCUUUAGUCCGGCUGUGCGUCCUGUGUGUACAAAGAAGAGCAAGUUUAGUUUUUUUUUUGUUUGUUUUUUUUGGAUUGCAUGUUAAACGUAUGCGGUGUUCUGCUACGAUGCACUUUAUCUGAUCCUCUCUCAAAGCCUUGUGAAUACAUGUACAGACGAUUAAACGUUUUAGACAGAGAUUAGUUUUUUCAGAGUUAAGGAUCUGUGAGGUCAUGACAUCAUCCACGCCUUCCUCAUGCGUUUAACUGUGAAGGCAAGGGUACAGUUAUUUAUAUCUUUCUUUUGAAACCAAAAAGAGCGAUGCAUUUGUCAGACGGCCAGGGCCAGGAUUUCAGCUGUCUACGUGUAACAAAGCUACUGGGCCUCAAAAUCUAUUAACGCCAUUAAUAAAAAUAAAAAAAUGAAAUGUUUACUUUCAGAAAAUAAAAAAAAAACAAUGGGAUUCUAUGCAACGUGUUUUCCUUUUAUUUCUUUUUUCUUUUAAGCUUUAAACCUCUAGAUUUUUCCCCCACAGAAUUACACGCAGCACUUGGUUAUGGGUAACAUACAGGAGAUCAUUUAAAGUCACUGUGUUGUAAUCCUGGUGAGAGCCUCUGUAGUUCGGUGAGGCAGAAGCGUACAUAUGCGAGCUGCUGUCACAGUCUGGGAGACCUUACCGAGGGUGCGUUUUCUCACGCUGGAGUGGAAAAAAGACGGCCGCUUCUUUCCUUCGUGCGCAUGGUCUCCGUGUGGGAAGUGCCCAGGUUUGCUUGCGGUGGUAACUGUGUCCGUUGUGAAAGAUUGUGCAGCGGCGGCGAUUCGCCGGACUCGUGCAUGUAAACCGGCUCCUCUGUCCCCGCGCGAUGCGCCCCACCUGUCGUCUUUCCGAAUGGAACCGGAAGAAUAAAUGGUUUAAGAGUUAAAAUGUGAAACAUUGUACAAUUGAUGUUGUAAAUUUUGGGGGUGAGGGAGAAGAGAAUAUUUUAAGACAUAAGUGUAAAUAAAUGGAAAAAAAAUGUACAAACGAGUGCGAGCGGGAAAGAAUGGAGAAAGAAACGUGAGCAGUCUUUGAUGCAGAGACUUCUGUCUUAUCUGUGACUUGUUGAAUAAAUAUUGUGCUGUUUCUGGG